This is a messenger RNA of Microcebus murinus (gray mouse lemur), 4373 nucleotides long. It is a transcript of the gene TFRC, whose product is annotated as transferrin receptor. Gene Ontology annotation, molecular function: transferrin receptor activity. Gene Ontology annotation, cellular component: external side of plasma membrane. Gene Ontology annotation, biological process: intracellular iron ion homeostasis; transferrin transport. The record is from RefSeq and is a predicted model, not a curated record. NCBI's taxonomy places the organism in Eukaryota, Metazoa, Chordata, Mammalia, Primates, Cheirogaleidae.
GUUGGGGGUGGCCAUCCGGAGAGAGCGUUGGGAUCGCGGCUGGUGGCCUGUACGGUGGCGGACCGAGGGGGUGCCUGUGUUCUUCUGUGUGGCAGUUCAGAAUGAUGGAUCAAGCCAGAUCAGCAUUGUCUAACUUGUUUGGUGGCGAACCAUUGUCAUACACCCGAUUUAGUCUGGCUCGUCAAGUAGAUGGCGAUAGCAGUCAUGUGGAGAUGAAACUAGCUGUAGAUGAAGAAGAAAAUACUGACAAUAACAUGAGGCCCAAUGUCAGAAAACCAAAAAGGUUUAAUGGGAAUAUCUGUGCAAUCAUUGCUGUCAUCCUCUUUUUCUUCAUUGGAUUUAUGAUUGGCUACUUGGGCUACUGUAAAGGUGUAGAACCAAAAGCUGAGUGUGAGAGACUGGCAGGAACAGAGUCCCCAGAGAUGGAUGAGCCAGAAGAAGACUUCCCCAGAACACCUUCUCGCUUAUAUUGGGCAGACCUCAAAACAAAAUUGUCAGAGAAACUGGAUACCACAGAGUUCACCAGCACCAUCAAGCUGCUGAAUGAAAAUUCCUAUGUCCCUCGUGAGGCUGGAUCUCAAAAAGAUGAAAAUGUUGCAUUUUAUGUUGAAAAUCAAUUCAGUGAAUUUAAACUUAGCAAAGUCUGGCGUGAUGAACAUUUCAUUAAGAUUCAGGUCAAAGGCAGUGCUCCAAACUCUGUGACUGUAACAGAUCUGAACGGUACGCUGGUAUUCACGAUGGAUAAUCCUGAGGGUUACAUGGCAUAUAGUAAGGCUACGACAGUUACUGGUAAACUGAUCCAUGCUAAUUUUGGCACUAAAAAAGACUUUGAGGAUUUAAACUCUUCUGUGAAUGGAUCUUUAGUGAUUGUUAGAGCAGGGAAAAUCACAUUUGCAGAAAAGGUUGCAAAUGCUGAAAGCUUAAAUGCAAUUGGUGUCUUGAUAUACAUGGACCAGACUAAAUUUCCCAUUGUUGAAGCAGAUGUUCCCUUCUUUGGACAUGCUCAUCUGGGAACAGGUGAUCCUUACACCCCUGGAUUCCCUUCAUUCAAUCACACUCAGUUUCCACCAUCUCAGUCGUCAGGAUUGCCUAAUAUACCUGUCCAAACAAUUUCCAGAGCAUUUGCAGAAAAGCUGUUUGAAUAUAUGGAAGGAGAUUGUCCUUCUGAUUGGAACACAGACUCUUCUUGUAAGCUGCGAUUCUUACAAAAUAAGAAUGUGAAGCUCACUGUGAACAAUGUGGUGAAAGAAACAAGAAUUCUUAACAUCUUUGGAGUUAUUAAAGGCUUUGUAGAGCCAGAUCGCUAUAUUAUAGUAGGGGCCCAGAGGGAUGCCUGGGGUCCUGGAGCUGCAAAGUCCAGUGUAGGAACAACUCUCCUGUUGAAACUUGCCCAGAUAUUUUCAGAUCUGGUCUUAAAAGAUGGGUUUAAACCCAGCAGAAGCAUUGUCUUUGCCAGUUGGAGUGCUGGAGACUUUGGAGCUGUUGGUGCCACGGAAUGGCUAGAGGGAUACCUUUCCUCCUUGCAUUUAAAAGCUUUCACUUACAUUAAUUUGGACAAAGCUGUACUUGGUACCAAAAACUUCAAGGUUUCUGCCAGCCCACUGUUGUAUACUCUUAUUGAGAAAACGAUGCAAGAUGUGAAACAUCCACUUACUGGGCUGCCUCUAUAUCAGGACAGCAACUGGGUCAACAAAGUUGAGAAACUCUCUUUUGAUAAUGCUGCUUUCCCUUUCCUUGCAUAUUCUGGAAUCCCAGCAGUUUCUUUCUGUUUUUCUGAGAACACAGAUUAUCCUUAUUUGGGCACAACCAAGGAUACCUAUAAGAUACUAAUUGAGAGAGUUCCUCAUUUGGACAAAAUGGCACGAGCAGCAGCAGAAGUGGCCGGUCAGUUCAUGAUUAAACUUACCCAUGAUGUUGAAUUGAACCUGGACUAUGAGAUGUAUAACAACAAAAUGCUUUCAAUUGUGAGGGACCUGAACCAAUUCAGAGCAGACAUAAAGGAGAUGGGCCUGAAUCUACAGUGGCUGUAUUCUGCUCGUGGAGACUUUUUCCGUGCUACUUCCAGACUAACAGCAGAUUUCAAGAAUGCUGAGAAAACAGAUAGGUUUGUCCUAAGGGAAAUCAAUGAUCGUAUCAUGAAGGUGGAAUAUAACUUCCUCUCGCCCUAUGUAUCUCCACAAGAUUAUCCUUUCCGACAUAUCUUCUGGGGCCACGGCCCUCACACUCUGUCAGCUUUAAUAGAGAACUUGAAGCUACGUCAGCAAAAUAACGGUGCUUUUAAUGAAACACUGUUAAGAAACCAGUUGGCUCUAGCUACUUGGACUAUUCAGGGAGCUGCGAAUGCCCUCUCUGGUGACAUUUGGGACAUUGAUAAUGAGUUUUAAAUGUGAUACCCGUAACUUACAUAAGAACAGCAGAGCAGUCUGGUUUCUAGACUUGUGCUGGUUAUGUUAAAAUUUCAGUAGGGCUACAAAACCUAAUGUUAAAAUUCUACCCAAUCAUCUUGGUACUACUAGAUGUCUUUAGGCAGCAGCUUUUAAUACAGGGUAGGUACCUGCACUUCAAGUUAAAGUGAAUAACCACUUAAAAAACGUUCAUGAUAGAAUUUUUUCUCUGAUUAUCUCUGGUAUUUUAAGUGCUUUGUAAUGGUAACUGCCUCUUUCCUGUUAUAGUUUUGAAAACAUCGGAACCAGUUAUGUGAACUAUUACUCUAAAUCCUAAGUACAUGAGCUGGUAUCUUUUGUGAGAGGAAGAAAGUGGUAUCUGGUGAAGGUUAAAAGUAGUGGCUUAGUGUGAUCCUCCAUCCUCAUUUAAUGCUAGAUAGGAGAUACCAUGUCGUAAGACCUUAUACUCCAAAUGAGAUAUAUUCAUUUCCAUAAGGUUUUAGCUGGUUUCUGCAUUCCUGAAUGAAACAGUUAACUUUCAGAAGAGGUGAGGUCUGAAAUAGAGGUCCUUCUGCUGGAUGAAAUGAGGGUCAACUGUUUAUUGCAGGAGCAAGGCCUUAAUGUAUUAACCUCAAUGUUAUUUAUGAAAAGAGGAGACCAGAAGCCAAAGACUUAGUAUAUCUUCUUUUCCUCUGUCCCCUGCCCCAUAAGCCUUUGUUUAGUUUUUUGUUGUUUUUUCCAAAGUAUUCUGAAAGAGAACCGGUUUCAGGUGUUUAAUUUCAGACUCAGUUUGUCAGACUUUAAAGAACACACUGCCAAAUUUUGGCCAAAGUGUUACUAUUUUGGGAAAGCUAUCAUUUUGGCACUGAGGUAUUUAUUGUUUAUUUAUCAGUGACAGAGUUCACUAUAAAUGGUGUUUUUUAAAUAGAAUAUAAUUAUCGGAAGCAGUGCCUUCCAUAAUUAUGACAGUUAUACUGUCGUUUUUUUUUUAAUAAAAGCAGCAUCUGCUAAUAAAACCCAACAGAUACUGGAAGUUUUGCAUUUAUGGUCAACACUUGAGGGUUUUCAAAAAUAGCCGCAAGCCAAAUAAAAUUAUAAAGCUAAGUAUUGGAGAAGAACUAAAUUUAAUUAGGGGUUGCUAAUCAAGUUAGACUUCUAUUUAGCUGCCCAGAUAAAAAUGAUAGUUCUCCUAAAUGCAUUGAAUUGAAACCAAGUUAUAAAUAAAUGUCACUUAAGGCUGCGGUAGUACUCAUGCAAAAUUUUAUAGCUCACUUUUCUAAGGUGCAACUUUAAUUCCAGUUAUGCAAAAUUUCCAGUACCUUUGUCAAAAACCUAACACAUUAUCGGGAGCAGUGUCUUCCAUAAUGUAUAAAGAACAAGGUAGUUUUUGCCUACCACAGUGUCUAUAUCGGAGACAGUGAUCUCCAUAUGUUACACUAAGGGUGUAUGUAAUUAUCGGGAACAGUGUUUCCCAUAAUUUUCUUCUUGCAAUGACAUCUUCAAAGCUUGAAGAUCGUUAGUAUCUAACAUGUAUUCCCAAUUUCCUGUAAUUCUCUAUCUUUUAGUUUUAGUUGAAGAAAACAUUAUGGUCAUUAAGCAUUUGGUGAGUAAAUUAAACCACUGUAAAAUCAAAUUACUUCCUUCAAGAUUUUUUUUUAAGUUAAUGUGGGUGUUGUGUUAUCAUUGUGGUUUCUCCAGGUCUUUUGUUUAGCGGGAUAGUAGCAUACAUUUAUAAUGUUUGCUGUUGACAGAUGAAUUUAACUUUAUCCCCUUAUUUCCAUAUUAUCUCCUAUAAACUUAGUUCAGGCAUGUUUUAAUCCAGAAUUGACCUUUUGGCUUAAAGCAGGGGGAACUUGUAUAGGAGGUUUGGGGGGAGGGGGGAGUGAAGGGUAUGGGGAGGUGAACUUGCAAAAAAAUCUUUGAUCAUGUCUGCCUGUCCAUUAGUAUGUGGUGGUUACAAGUUAAAUGUAGAUACGAACAAAUAAAUUU